Molecule: messenger RNA, 372 nt
Organism: Dentiscutata heterogama
Lineage: Eukaryota; Fungi; Glomeromycota; Glomeromycetes; Diversisporales; Gigasporaceae
Source: the annotation of a GenBank genome assembly
AUGAAGCCCAAGAAGUUUGAUUACACUUCAUCAGUUCCUAUGAGUCAAAUGUCGAAUACGUCAUCGUCAUCGUUGUUGUCUUAUUUCAACGCCUAUAAUCAUGAUCAAAUAGAUAGCUCAUCGCCCUCUCACUUUAACAUCUAUGAACAGGAUAUUAUAUCUGAUUUUUUACUACCUUGUUUUAAUACAUACGAACUCGCCUUACCUUAUUUUAGCUAUGAACAUAAUAUUGAAAACAUUUUAUCAUUUUAUCCAAAUACCUAUAAGUAUUAUGAUAAUAUAAAUACUUCGUCGUUACCUUAUCCUGGCCCCUAUAGAUAUAAUAGUGCUAUGUCAACUUAUAUUAAUUUCCAAGCUCUAGUAAUGCAUUAA